Molecule: messenger RNA, 3023 nt
Organism: Parasteatoda tepidariorum (common house spider)
Lineage: Eukaryota; Metazoa; Arthropoda; Arachnida; Araneae; Theridiidae
Source: RefSeq, a predicted model, not a curated record
UGGCUUCGUGUUGAAACUAAAACAAUUCUAACUAUUCAUCGUCAUGUCAUUUCACGAAAUUACCGAAUCACACUAAGCCACAGUGACAACAGAAAUUGGGUUCUCCACAUAAACAAAGUUCAGGAGGAAGAUCGUGGAGGAUAUAUGUGCCAAGUAAAUACAGUCCCCAUGUUAAGCCAAAUAGGAUAUCUUGAUGUAGUAGUUCCACCAGACAUAAUCGAUACAGAUUCAAGUUCAGACGUUCUUGCGCGGGAAGGUUCAGAUGUAACAUUAGUAUGUAAAGCAAAAGGUUAUCCAUCGCCAACGAUAUCUUGGAGAAGAGAAGAUUAUCAGCCAGUAGCGGCAGGAAAUUGGCAAGAAGAUAUGUCUCAAUCAGAAGAUUCCAGAGCAAAUAAAAAUACCACUGUUCAUAAAGGAGAGAAACUAACAAUUCAAAAGGUUAGCCGUCUUCACAUGGGAGCAUAUCUUUGUAUAGCAUCUAAUGGAGUUCCACCAUCUGUAAGCAGACGAAUAAUGCUUCAAGUAAAUUUUACCCCGAUGAUAUGGAUUCCUAACCAACUAAUCGGUGCUCCAAUUGGUGGAAAAGUUACUCUUGAUUGUCACACUGAAGCUCAUCCCGAAUCAAUCAACUACUGGACGAGAGAGGAGGGGGAAAUGGUCCUUCAGAGCCCCAAGACAGACGUCAUUCAAAAAGUUACAACGUACAAAGUUCACAUGAUUUUAACAAUUCAUCGUUUAGUUCAUUCAGAUUUUGGCACAUACCGAUGUUAUGCUAAGAACUCACUUGGCUCAACGGAAGGCUCUAUUCGUUUGUAUGAAAUCCAUGUUCCUCAACAAGUUAAAGAGCCUUCGACAGCAAAAAUUCAAAGCGUGGAUGGAACUUCAGUAAAUGGAGACAUUUCUGAUCCGGAUGGUGAACUUGUAGAUGAUACAGAAUUUAAGUAUGCGAAUUCAUCCAUGGAAGUGACUGGUAUAAAUAGCAGUUCAAUACUGUCGAAUUCAACAGAUUUCAAAUUAAUUUUGUUGGUACUCUCCCUCAUCCUGCGACUAAGUAUGAUGUUUCAAGUCACUUAAAUCCAAGAAAAUUAUUCCAUUCCUCAAGCAGAAGAUGAAGGAUGAAAACACAGAUAUCGUGAUAAAUAUUCGACUUGUUUUCAUUGUACCAGAGCUAUCACUAACAAAUUUCUGUGAUGCCAUUAAAUGUGUUACUCAAUCAUGAAUAUUCUUCGAUAUUCCGUCAACCUGUAUACAGUAUUACUUCCGUUUUUACUUUGUCUUCGUGGUUGUUCUUGCUGAUUGUACUUAAAGAAGAAAAAAAAACUACUGGAAAAAUAUUUUUGUGACAUGACAAUGACGGAGCUCAUAUUAGUAUAAAGUGUUUUCCAUUUGGCGACUCGUGAAGGUUGUACUGACACUCAAAUCAAUGUUAUCUUCGCAAUCUUCAGAUUUGUUGUACAUCAUAAAAAAGCUUGAAGUUCAGGAUAUUAAAAGGCUUUACAAGGAUAUACUAUCUAUUUAGCAAAAAUGCAGUUGAUUCAGAAUCAAAUGAGGGUAAAAAUAAAAUAAAUAAAAAUUAGAAUUACUGAAAUUAAUUUGAAAUUGGCAAUGUUUUUUCUAACCUAAAUAAGGACGAUGAUAUACGUGAUUUCACAUUAUAACAGUUAAGAAUAAAUAUAAAAUCAGAAUUUAUUCAAUUAAAUCAAAUGUAAGCAUUACAAAAAAAAAUACUUGCAGGGUGUCCCAAAACUCAUGGUACAUACUUUAGGUGGUGACUGAAGACUACUGGACUAGCACAAAUCAACAUUAGUGUGUUAGCGCUAGAGUGCAAAACACGCUGUGUCACGAAAUGAUGAGAAACAAGACAUACAUAGAUGGAAUGAAAAUAAUCCGAUAAAAUGAAGAUAAAGAUUAUAUUUAACAAAAGGAAAUUAAACAGCACUAAGUCUCACACAGCAAUUGCUCAAAUUUGCGGUACCAACAUUAAUGCGAGUUUCACUAGUCGAAGGAAUGACUGACCCUUUAAUUGACGGAAGGAAUGACUGACCCUUUAAUUGACGAAAACACACUCUCUCACGGAGUCAGUAGCUUUCGAUCCGGGCAAUAAGGAUCGAAAGCAGAAUCAGACCAUCAACAGAAUCUAUAUUCAACGGAAUCUAUUUCAACAGAAUCUAUACGACCAUCGUCGUAGAUGAGGUACUACAUAUGAUCAAAGAAAAAAAGGUCUAGAUACGAAAUUAAAAGUCCAGACAUAGAGAAGUCUACGAGUCGUUGUAUAUAUUUUUUAUAUGUUACGACUUCAGUUGGGAUCAUGGCAUGUAUGGUGGUUUGUACUUGUCUAGCUGUACUCUGUCAGCUUUAAUGUAUGAAUUUUGGGACACCCUGUAUUUACAAUUUUUGAAGCCAUUUCUCUAACAUUGUCGUAAAUCAAUUUCAAACUGGACCGAUUUCCGGUGAAUUGGUUUAAAAGGAAUGGAUAAUUAAAUCAAGAAGACAAAAAACUUAAAUCAGUAAUAAAUCGAAAAUAUUGCGCAACCCUUUGUCAGAAAAAUUUAAAUUGAAUUUUGAAAAACAAAAAAUUUCAGGAAAUCAGUUUAAAAAACAAAUACUCUUUUUUUCUUCGAAAAACUUACAUAAAUGGGAUUAGCGUAUUAAUCUUAAUUGAUUGUCUUCCAAAAAAAAACAAAAUGCUUAUUCUUUUUUAAAGUAAUUAUUUCUAUUAAAUAAAAGUAUUUGAAACUCUUGCAGUUUAUCGCACAAGUGAAUAUUAUCUAACAAAAAUACGUUGAAAGAUAUAUUUUUCUUUAAUCAAUCAUACAGCAGUAAUUAAAAUAAAUAAAUUGAAGCUGUAAAUUAUUAUUUGAAACUGAUUAUUUUAAAAUUUUCUUAAUUUUUAUACCUGCUGCUCACCUGCUUUUAACUACAAUAUAUGUUAUGAAAAAAAUUCGUUAGUAAUUGCUUCCCUAACUUAAUGCAUAUAUUUUACAAUCUGAAAAUAUAUGUUAUCCUAUUAAAUUUUCAAAGUG